This is a messenger RNA of Laccaria bicolor S238N-H82, 3174 nucleotides long. RefSeq lists its product as uncharacterized. Bases 1 to 3174 code for a protein of 1057 amino acids. The record is from RefSeq and is a predicted model, not a curated record. The transcript is spliced from 6 exons. Lineage: Eukaryota; Fungi; Basidiomycota; Agaricomycetes; Agaricales; Hydnangiaceae.
AUGAGUGGGGUAUGGUAUGGGUUUUCCAUUCCAUGGUACCAUGGUAUUGGUAUGGAGCUCAUAUACCACCCCGGAAUGGGUACCCCCAAGUUGGACCCUCACAAAGGUGGACACUGUGGGAAUUCGUCGACCAAACUGGCGAGUAUUGUUUCUCCAAAUUAUUUUGCUUUACUAAGAAACAAAUCCCCUACCAUUCCCUCACCACCUUCAUCACCCGAGCCCCAGUACAACUUGUACCCCUUCAAAGGAUCGGACUCCCGUUCACUCUCCAAACCGAGUAUGUUCGGCAAACAACCCUGCAACAUCUCAUCUCGAUCUUCAUCUUCAUCAACUACGUCCAUCACGCGUCGACUAAACAUCGUCGAUGGAAGCAAGCUGCCCCCAGGAUUGAAUAAGCCCAUAUCACAAACAAUCGCCGUACUCACCGUAGCCACGAGUCCCGUAACUGCAGAAGGCUUGCUAACUACACCAAGGGAGAUCACAAUGGACACCUCAUCCAGAGUGGAAGGAAAAAGGAAACUAUGGCAGCCAAGCAACUCGAGUCCUCUCUCUUUCAAUCCCCUCGACAGACCACCAGUAUUUGUCGCUCCUCCUCCGAACUCCAUUCAAUUCCACUCCCCGCCUGAACAAUUUCGACCAAAUUCAGAAGCUGACACCACUUUCGAAAUCAACGUUACCACUACACUUCAAGAAGCAGAGAGUACCCCUCGUCCCUCGCAAUACAUGUGUAGGGGCAUGGAAAAUGGGUAUUCCCUUUCUCCCAUGUAUAGCCUAUGGCUGGAAUACUGCGACGAAGGAGAGAGUUCGAAAUCGACUCAGUCCAGAGUCAUGUUCUAUGCCACCAAACCGUCCUUGGCGCGAGACGAAGUCAUAGACAGAGGGCCAGGAUCACCGACCCAACAUUACAUGGUAGAUAAAACCCUGUUCGAGCAGAUUGUUCGUACUGUAAACGAACUCCAAGUUUUUAUCCAACAUAUGGCCGGUUUAAUAGAGGAAAGAACUAAGUACUUUCAAGUAGACCCCGACAAUACUCUAUUGAAAGUCUUAGAAGGAGCGGAAACUACAAGUCAGCUACACGCAACAUGGCUCUGUCUGACUAACGAUAAGUUAUGGUACAUUCACGGCACCAUUCCUCGUCAUGCAGACAAGCUUUCACUUGACGCUCGUCACCGAUUAACAGAGACGAACGAGAAGUGGGAAAAGAUCAUUCCAGCCCCUCCUUGGCUAGCUGCUCCAGCACAGAAGACCUCUCCCCCUAUUUCAAAAUUUUCAGCUUGGACAAGCUAUAAAGCAGCCUCUUCUUUCACGUUACCAGACGAACUCGAGCCCACAGCUCCAAUUCAGAAGAAGCAAGCAUUAACCACCUGGAAAAAUCCUAAAGCAGUUCAAUUUGCUCCUCAAGUCGAAGCUUUGGAGCCAUCCCAGUCUUCAGCGUUAAUGAGCAGCGGCACUCCAUUCAAGUCUUCGAAAGGUUUAUUUUCACAAGACGAAGGAAGUAACCCAGGCCCCUUUCCCUUGUCGGGACCCAAUCAACAUGUUUCUCUCCAUACGCGGAUAAACAUGACUCUAAUCGAGAAAACAAUGGUUAUCCAAACGGAGGAGAUGCAGACCCACCAGAUGAUGAUCCUCCCAGCAAUCCAGGAGGACAUGAUCCACCGAGGAAUAAUGAUCACAGAAUUACCCAUCACGGUUAUGGAAGCAGAGGUGGCAGAGGAGGAGGUCCACCUGGUCCUCCUUCGUCUUCUUCGAGCUCCUCUAGGACUAGAAGUUGUGAUUCCAAUUGACCUGAAUGGGACAAAAAUCGUCCUCCCGCCCUACAUCAAAUUGGAACAAUUGCCAACGUGGGAUGGGAACCACGACACUGCAAUCAAUUACUUCUGGAAAAUUCAACAACUGGCAGCGAUGAAGGGAUACUUACCUCAAGUGCUGGGUUACUGGCUAUGGAUGAAUUUGAAAGAAGACUCUACAGUCCGCAUGUGGUUUGCUAUGUGCUCGCAAGAACAACAAGAGUAUAUGAGAUCACAUUACAUUGCCUACAUGAGAGGGAUUAAGGAAGGUUAUUUGGGACGUACUUGGCAGAUGAAAAUGAAUGCUACAUAUGAAAACCAAUCUUUCCAACAAGUGGGUCAUGAACGCGAAGAUCCCAGGAAAUUCAUAAUUAGGCGUAUUAUGUACACUCGCAUGCUGGUCAAUGGAGAUAUGGGAGGCCCCUUGGAGGUCUUCCUUGUUAUGCAGCGAGCGCCAGUAUCAUGGGGCUCAGUUAUCAACAUCGAUAGCAUUCGUUUGUCCAAUCCUCCCAACACUUCGUCUUCUGUUCCAUCUCUAAUUGACGAAGGGAUUCUGAAAGAAGUUUACCAAGUUCUCCUGAAACGGCAGAGACCUCCGCCGCCCAGGGGCUAUCCUUUUAAACAGAACGAUCAUGUCAACACCAAAAUGGGGAGGCUUCCCCCCUCUCCGUGUAAAGUUUGUGGCAUUCCUAACCAUUGGGACAAGGAAUGCCCAGAUUGGAACGUCUACUUAGAAACUAGAAACCGGUCAGCUCACUUUACAGUGGGACAAUCAGACGACGAACCAGAAUUAGAGGAGAAGUAUUGCACAGCCUAUGCCGUCUUACUCAAUAACAGAGUCGCAGAACAAUUAAUCGAAAUGGACGAACCAAGCCCUUUCUCCAAUGACCAGGAUUUUCGUGAGGCGGUCAUGAUGUCACUGGUUCGACAAUCGAGCCAAUACUCUCAUGGACAUAAGUCCUACAAGUGGAAGGAAGUUUCCAUGGAAGAGGUACCGGACAAGGAUGAGGAAAAGAUGAGGAGUAUGCUGACACUCAAAGAAGACACUCACGUUUUGGAAGAUGUGAUGGAUGACAUCGUCUCCACGUCUAACAACAUCCAGCAUACAUUACAGCCGCAUGUUACUGAAAUAGAGGAUGAAGAUGACAUCUGUGCCUGUUCCAAACCUACAGUGAUGGAUCCUCGUUAUAUCCUGGAAGGAAUCGACAAGUCAAAAGGGGGUGAACCACCACCCACAUUACUUGAGCCAAACACAAAUGAACGUAAUGCGUUUAAUGCUCAUGGGAACAGUGGAGAAAGCCGGAUUCCAGAGAAACCACCUGACACCUGCAAGGACUUCACACUUCCCCUCCGCGACAUACCAGGCCCACCCACUCCUCUUAAAUGA